GGAGUAAAAGGCGGAGAUGAUUCACGUCCUUGUUCGAUAACUAACUUUAUGCAUUCUGAAAGACUUCACUGUUGGCAUUAUUGUUAUUCUAAGAAAACUCUCCUAAUCUUAAUGAGAUGACAAAUGACAGAAACAUACAGAUGGGAUAGGUUUGGCUUUGAAUAGGAAAUAAUACAAGCUUCUAAUGUAUGAUGAGAUCCAAUUUCUUUGAGAUGAUGAGGACCACCAUUGGAUACUUAUGAUGUCUAUUUAAAAACAUAGAGCUUGGUAUCUGAGUUUUAGAAAGAGCAAUGGACCAUUUACUAUGAAUUUUGAAGCAUACGACAUAGUAUAUUACUCUGCCUUGCUGGCUAGUUUGGCACAUCUUACUUCAAGAAACAUGUGUGUGUGUAGGUGUGUAUGUGUUUAUCACCACCACACAUAUAUAUAAAAGAUGCAGGUGUGGGUCGAAUAUGAGGGUGAAAAAGUAGUAGUGGUUGAAGAGUUUCAUAAGAGAUGGGUGGUGUUGCAUGGACAGAAGAAGAAGAUCACUUGCUUAAGAAAUGCAUACAACAAUAUGGUGAAGGAAAGUGGCAUAGGGUUCCACUAUUGGCUGGUCUAAACAGAUGCAGAAAGAGUUGUAGGCUAAGAUGGUUGAACUAUCUACGUCCUAACAUAAAGAGAGGAAAUUUUGCUGAGGAGGAAGUGGAAAUGAUUGUCAAACUCCACAAAUUAUUAGGCAACAGGUGGUCCCUGAUUGCAGGAAGGCUACCAGGAAGGACAGCAAAUGACGUGAAAAACUAUUGGAACUGUCAUCUAAGCAAAAAACUAAAUGCUCUAGAAGCUGAUCAAGAUAGGUCACAAUCAUCCAAAGAUGUUCAAAUCAUUAGGCCACAGGCAAGAAACAUUGGUUCAAGCUCAGUGAAGAGAAGGAGCCAAGGAGAGUCACCAACUGACCAAGUUCUAGUUCAACAAGAGAGUGACAUGACAACAUUUGAUGCUGAUGGAAAGAAUCAUAUGCUUGAAUCACAACAAGACAUGAUGGUGUAUUCAUGCUUGGACCAACAAGGUAUGGUUGGUGAGUUUCCAAUGGAUUUUCAAUUAGAAGGAUUUGAAGCUAUGGUAAGUGGAGGAGAGGGUAGUAGUAGCCAAUGGAAUUGGGAGGAUUUGCUCUUAGAUAUGGAUCUAUAUAAUGGUUUUUCUUAGAUUAUUGUUCCUUAUUGCCAAUAGGGAAGACAAUGUAGUCUCUAUACAUUGGUUGUGUGUCAAUUUCAAAGUUAAAUUUUAUCCAAGGAAAUGGUGGCUUAAUCGAUGUAUUUUGUAAAUCGAAGUAGUUGUUGUUUAAAUAAACCAAUAAAAUCGGUCUUGUGAGACAGAGUUAGCCCUAAAACUGGUUAGUAAUAUGGAAAUAGUUUUGUAGUUUUUU
Medicago truncatula (barrel medic) is the source of this 1405-nucleotide messenger RNA. RefSeq names its product transcription factor MYB1. The transcript is spliced from 3 exons. Lineage: Eukaryota; Viridiplantae; Streptophyta; Magnoliopsida; Fabales; Fabaceae. Bases 496 to 1185 code for a protein of 229 amino acids. The record is from RefSeq and is a predicted model, not a curated record.